CAGGGCGCUAGCUGGCGAUUAACCUAUCAUACAUUACUUCACAGCGCAAAUCUUCCUCCUAUCCCCAGUCUUUUCCAAACCCAUCCAUUCAAAGUUCUUCCAACAAACCUCCAGCCAAAAGAAAGAGGCAGACGAAGCAACAUGGAAUUCGACACCAGAACGUCUCCCUAUAGCACAAAUGACACCUCUUCGUUCGCAUACAUAUCGGCCAGGGACAGAUGGCCGGUUAUUUUGACCGGCGCAAUUGAUGACCUCUCCCGUACGCUCUUCGAAGUCACAGAGGAUGAAAAGAGAAAAGAGGGCAAAAUAAUCGUGGGAAAGCUUGCUGAGCUCAAGUACGAGCUACAACAUAAUCGCAAACUGACACCAUUGGAGGAUGAUGGUGAAUCGGAUAUCGCGAUAUAUAAUAAGGAGCUUGAGGAAAGAGGUGGUCUCGUUUGGUUCAAUGCUCCAUGGCUCUACACGGAGUGCUAUCUUUAUAGGAGGAUAAACCUUUCGUUCUCCCUAUCGACACACUGGAAAACCUACGACAUAUUCGCACGACAGAAGAUGUCCACAUUUAAAUCGUCCCGCACGGCUGUCCUGGAAUUGGCCGCAAAGUACAAGGAACUUAUCAAACAGAUCGAAAGCGGUGAAGGAGCUUGUGGCAAAGCACCGGAACAAAUCAACGAAGAGGAAAAGUUGCUUUUCAUGGAAAUGUGCGAAAUAUGUCUCUGGGGGAACGCCACCGACCUCUCCCUCUUGACCUCCCUCACGUACGAAGAUAUCCAGAAACUCCAAGGUGCCAAAGCACGCAAGGCUGCAGAAGAAAACAUCCUUAUUAACGACCUCCCUCUUGCCUUUGAAAUAUUGAACUCUGCCAAGAAUGCAAGGCCAUUAGAAGAGCGCCGCGUCGACAUAGUCCUUGAUAAUGCUGGCUUUGAGCUUUUCGUCGAUUUGAUUUUGGCCGGAUACCUGCUCUCUGCGGGACUCGCGACUACAAUCGUACUGCACCCCAAAUCCCUCCCCUGGUUCGUCUCAGACGUAAUACCUAGUGAUUUCAUGGACCUCAUCUCCGCUCUCGCAGAUCCACAAGCCUUCUACACAUCUCCUGACGAAGCCGGGGACCCCAAAGCCAACGGCAACAAACCACAAGCCCUUUCGGAGCGGGAGGUAAACGAGCUCCAGUUCUUAUUCCAGCAAUGGAGCGGAUUCCAUGAAGAGGGGAAACUAAUCAUCCGGCCAAACCGCUUCUGGACCACUGCGUCUAGCUACUGGCGGCUCCCCCACGACGUACCCGAGCUGCUGGAAGAUCUCAAGGAGAGCGAAUUAGUGAUUUUCAAGGGCGAUUUGAAUUACAGGAAGUUAGUUGGUGACGCGCAAUGGCCCCCCACAACUCCCUUCACAACCGCAAUCGGCCCAUUGGGCUCUUCGUCGGGUAUCCGUGUCUUAGCACUCCGCACCUGCAAGGCAGACACCGUUGUGGGUCUGCCAGAAGGCGAGGAUGAGCGCCUCCGUGCAUUGCCUGAUGGCGGUGGAGACAAGGAGCGAAAAUGGGCUUGGAGUGGGAAGUGGGCGGUUGUUUCGUUUGCGGAUGGGAAAGCUUGAGCCGUGGUUUGUAGGGUAGGUCACCUGGUAUAUAGAUAGAGUUCCGCUUCAAGACGUGGUGUUGGGGGGUAGGGAGAUGACUAGGGAGAGAGAACGACGCACGGGAGAUUACUCAUCUACUCAUUCAUUCAUGUGCUCAUGCAUGAUGGCGUCGCAUGGUAUCAUUGUUUUCCCUUAUCUGAUAUAGACGGGAUAUAAUAAUCAUGGAUGUAUAGACUACUUAAUAUUCUCAGUAUUGGUGAGGAAGUGAGCAGCGCAUAAAUAACGCUCCACCGUCGUGCACCUUAGCCCCAAGAUCGAUAAAAGAUCAGCGAUAUAUCCACAUUCGAAACGCGUGAAUGGGAUUACGGUUAGAUAUGCAUUGUUUACCUACAAGCAAUCUAAGAAUUACAGUUACCUGGCCCAAAAAAAGGGUAGAGCAAAAGUGACAAUGGUCGUUGGU
Histoplasma capsulatum G186AR is the source of this 2029-nucleotide messenger RNA. Its product is annotated as DUF89 domain-containing protein. Gene Ontology annotation, biological process: DNA damage response. Gene Ontology annotation, cellular component: cytoplasm; nucleus. Gene Ontology annotation, molecular function: phosphatase activity. Bases 142 to 1587 code for a protein of 481 amino acids. The record is from RefSeq and is a predicted model, not a curated record. The transcript has 6 exons. Lineage: Eukaryota; Fungi; Ascomycota; Eurotiomycetes; Onygenales; Ajellomycetaceae.